Telopea speciosissima is the source of this 2133-nucleotide messenger RNA. RefSeq lists its product as uncharacterized. Lineage: Eukaryota; Viridiplantae; Streptophyta; Magnoliopsida; Proteales; Proteaceae. The coding region runs from base 1 to 2133 and encodes 710 amino acids. The record is from RefSeq and is a predicted model, not a curated record. The transcript is spliced from 4 exons.
AUGGCUGAGGGUACUCGCUUUGCCAAAUUGGAGGAGGCCAUUUUGAAACUCACAGAUCUGCAUUUGUCUCAAGAUCAGAGGAUAGCAGAUCAGCAACGAAGAUUAGAGGAAUUGGCCACUCAUCAGCAACUUGCUUUUCAAGAUCUGACGCUGAAGCUUACGGCGAUGGAUGCUCAAUUGGAGCAAGGAACAAGAAAUCCAGGGCGGCACAAGAGGGAAUUCAACAAUGGAGGCCUGGGAGGGAAUCGACAGGUCGUCCAAGCUUGGGAGAAGCAAUUGAAGAUCACUUUUCCAAGAUUUGAUGGUGCUAAUCCGGUGGAUUGGAAAUUUAAGGCUGAAAGUUACAUGUGUUUAAAUAGUGUUCCUGAUGAUCGCAAAGUAGAACUUGCUUCUUUUCAUUUAGAUGGUUCAGCUUUGCAUUGGUUCCAUUGGUUGUUGAGAAACAAAUCGUGUGAUUCUUGGGAAGUUUUUUCUCAAGAACUUAUGAUUCAAUUUGGUCCCUCUGAAUUUGACGAUCCCUUGGCUGCAAUUGCUAAGUUGACACAGACUACAAGUGUCUCUGAGUAUCAGGGUCGGUUUGAAGCCUUGUAUGCCCAAAUUGAUGGACUACCAGAAUGUUUUUUUGUGAGUGUGUUUAUCUCGGGCUUGAAGACUAAAAUCAGAACUGAGGUUGUGGUGGCUAGACCACAAUCAUUGCAGCAAGCUAUAGCCUUAGCAAAAGUUCAUGAGGCUAAGGUGCUUGAGUUACGAAAGUUAACUAGGAAAGGAGGGGGAAAUUGGAAGGGUGGAGCUGAACUACAAGCUAAGAGGGAUAAAGGGCUGUGCUAUAAUUGUGAAGAGAAAUUUUCACCUGGGCAUAGAUGCAAGGUGAAACAGCUCUUGAUGUUAACAUCUAAUGAUGAUGGGGAGGAGGAUAGUGAUGCAAGUGAGAGGGACGAACAACGGUCUGAGGUUGUGCCUACGGCUGGAGAGUGUAGUAGAAGUACCCCAAAGAUUUCGUAUAAUGCUUUGGAGGGAGCUGUAUCGGCCAAGACACUUUGGGUCAAGGGCAGGGUGGUUGGAAAGGAGGUCAUGGUGUUAAUUGAUGGAGGUAGCACCACUAAUUUCAUUCAAGAAAGAGUAGCUAGGUACUUGAAAGUGGCGGUAUACUAUAUUGAGCCAUUUCCUGUGAUGUUAGGAAAUGGGGAUUUGCUAAUGUGUUCAGGUGUUUGCAAAAAGGUCCUGCUCAAAUUGCAACACCAUAAGUUUGAGUUGGAUUUAUAUGUUUUACCCAUUAAAGGGGCUGAGGUAGUAUUGGGGGUGGAUUGGCUAGAAACAUUAGGGCCAAUUGUUAGUGAUUACAGGAAUUUGACUAUGGAGUUCCAAUGGGGGAACCAACAAGUUCACUUGCAAGGCGAAGUGAUGUUGGAAAAGGCACCUGCGCAGUUUAAUUGUUUAAGAAGAUUGGUGCAGGCAGAAGCUAUAGAUUGGUGGUGUCAAUUGCAACAAGUUGAGGAUUGGAUGCUCACCGAGAAUCCCAACACUGUCAAUACUGAGAUAGAAGAAGUGUUACGGCAGUUUGAGGAUGUGUUUGCUGAGCCCACAACUUUACCUCCUAAUCGGUUGCAUGAUCACUCCAUACACUUGGUGCCAGGGUCAAGGCUUGUUAAUGUUAGACCAGCUUUAAACUCCAUCACAAUACCCGACAGAUUUCCUAUACCCACUAUUGAUGAGCUGUUAGAUGAGUUACAUGGAGCCACCUAUUUUUCUAAGUUGGAUUUGCGUUCUGGUUAUCACCCUAUUGCCUUCUCUAGCAAGAAGUUGACUUCGCAGAUGCAAAAGGCUGCUACUUAUGCCAGGGAAAUGUAUGCCAUCACUGAAUCCAUUGUGUACAAGCCGGGGAGGGAAAACCUGGUAGCUGAUGCUUUGUCCAGACAGCCUGAGGUUGAAUCAAUAUCUUUCAUGAGUUUUUCUGCACCUUUCUUUCAUGUGUUGGAUCAAUUGAAGGUGAUUCAUCCUUCUCACGCUUCUACAAGGUUGCUAUGGCAACAAGUGGUGGAAGGCAACGCUGUGGUGGUGGAUUAUUCUACUAGGAAUGGUUUGUUAUUAAUUCAAGGCAAGUUGGUGGUCCCUAAUGAUUAUACUAUUCAGUAA